UUAUAUUAAAAAUAUCAAGCAGUAUUUUUUUAGUCUGUUGGUUCAAGCAGACAUAGGUCUAUCCUAGCUUUACCAUAGUACGAGCGAACUGAGUCAUCGACUAUCUCGAAACGCAGAUGCUACAGAACUAUCGUGUGCCGGCUGGAACAGUAUCUGUCAGGAUCGGGAUUUUUCUAGGCUUUGUGGCACUGAGAGUCAACCGGUCUUUACUCGGACACGGAUUGGUGCUCGAAUUGGACGCCGUCAUGGCGUUAUCACACGCUGCUGUGCGUACGUCUGCCGUUGUGCUGCUCGUCAUCAUCGCGCCUGCGGUGAUCACAAAGGAAGCGACCCCUGAAAAUGAUGUUUCGGUUGCCACAGCCCCGCCAGAAGUUUUGAUGCCAGCGACACUUUGGGGACCUGGAGCAGCAAACAACUGGUUGGAUCCGCUUCUUGUUAAAGCGAAAAAUGCAUCAGGUCUCGAUCCCAUGCAAGUCAAGGCAUUCAAGGUCGUCGUACCCUCAGACAGUUGGAGCAACGCGAACUUCCAUGCAGAUUUCAGCACUGGAUCAGCCGCUGGACUUAGUCGCAUGACUCGUCUUGGCGAUUGUAUGCUUAACGAAAAAACAGACCUGAUCGAAUGCAAACUUGAAAUGAAGAACGUGCACGUAAAGCUCAAAGCGGAGAAUCCAUCUCUGCUGGAGAGCUGGACGUGGAUGAAUUUCGCUAGAUGUUUCCGGCAAAGGAACAAUUCUGUGGCUCCGUUUUUUGCAAAUAAAUAAAUAAAUAAAUAAAUAAAUAUAUUGCAAAUCAAGCUUUUUUCCAGUUAAUUGAAGACGCAUGAUUCGUUUAAGGCUAAGCAGGAGAAACUGUGAUAAAAAUAUUCCACGUAUAGAAUAUAUUACUGGGGACGAAACGUUGAAUAUUACUGCUGGAUAUUAAUUUGACAAAAAGCGAACGGGUAUCACAAAAAUUAUUCAGUCACCAUAUUCUUAUAGGUCCGAUUAAACAUAAACCUACUCAAAGUGUUGAAAAGAUCAAAGUACUUUUAAUAUACACUAAUAUAUAGUCUAUUUUGUUUUCUAAGUUCUGAGUAAAUAUGAAGAGCUCACAGAGGAAAUCGUUGCAUGUUUAUAUCCUUGUGUACGCGAACAAUAAUAUGAUUUCAUUAUUUUUUCAAAUCGAUUUUUAAAUGAAUAGUGUUUUUUCUUACGAAACGCCUUUUUUCUUGAGCUAUAACAUGUAUAUUAGACAACUCGAAACUGUGUUUUCGAUUCGAGAUCUAACUAAGUUGAAUGCCACUUAAGAAGUUAAAUUGUGGCCUUCCACUUUAGUUGGAACAAUCACCGAGUAGCUAUUGACGAUCUUCAUUCUACUAAGACUUUUCCUAGUUCAGCGUACUUCGACGGAAUCCACAGGGAAAUGCCCGAACGAAAUAUAGUUGACCGAAGGCGACUCAGCAGUGCGCUUAUCAAUGAACGACUAAGGGCGCACCCGUUUACGGUUUGGGUCUCCGUUGAAAAGCAGUCGGGAAAAAAAAUCGAUUAUCGAAAGCCGCUAACAAUAAAACUACGCUUUGAUCGUUACACGAACCUCUGUCACAGUCUGACCCUUAAUGCGAAUGUUGUUCAGCUUCUAAGGGAAAGUCGUGACGAUAGCUAUUAACGACAAGAAGCCAACGACGUCAGUUUAUCUCGUCUAUCUGUUUUCUCAUUUGUUUUUGGUAGACAAUACGACCUGUCGUGGACGAUGACGAGCAAGAACAACACCGGGUAUU
Molecule: messenger RNA, 1756 nt
Organism: Varroa destructor (honeybee mite)
Lineage: Eukaryota; Metazoa; Arthropoda; Arachnida; Mesostigmata; Varroidae
Source: RefSeq, a predicted model, not a curated record